AUGUUACUGUAUUUAUCAUUGAUUUCUUGUAUAACAUGCUAUCCACACCAGAGAUCUCUGAUUGAAGCAGACAAUGUUGAAGAAAUAAGUGGAGAUUUUGAAGGCGAUAUAAUCUUGGCACCCGACACAAUCUAUCGAGGAAUAGGUGUUAAGAGUCCUCUUGCUCGGUGGCCAAAUGGAAUUGUUCCUUACGAAAUUUUAUCGGAAUACGAUGCAUAUGAUCAAGCGAAAAUUGUAGCAGCAAUGCGCCGGUUGGAGCGACUAGUUUCAUUAAAUCCUCACGGACAGUCUUUUUGUAUACGAUUUCGGCCGAAAACUGAUGAUGAUAAUUAUUUUAUUUCAAUUAAAAACGGCAGCGGAUGUAGUUCGUUUGUAGGACGUGUGUUCGAAGGUGGUCAACCAGUAACAUUAGAAAUGAAAACCUAUUGCGUUGAUCGAGAGGCAACCAUCAUGCAUGAGUUCAUUCAUGCCCUUGGCUUUUGGCACGAACAAUCUCGUCCGGAUCGAGAUGAUUAUAUCACUAUUGAUUUCAGCAAUGUUCGACCCGUAAUUUUCUUUCAGGAACUGAACACAAUUUUAAUAAUCAUGCACUAUUCUAAAACUGCCUUUUCCGUCAAUGGAUCCCCGACAAUCAUUACGAAAGAUCCAAAUGUUUGGAUCGGACAACGUAACACACUGAGUGCAAACGAUAUACAAGAAAUUCGACGAUAUUACAAUUGUAUUUGA
This is a messenger RNA of Adineta ricciae, 726 nucleotides long. Lineage: Eukaryota; Metazoa; Rotifera; Eurotatoria; Adinetida; Adinetidae. The record is from the annotation of a GenBank genome assembly.